Molecule: messenger RNA, 1847 nt
Organism: Phycodurus eques (leafy seadragon)
Lineage: Eukaryota; Metazoa; Chordata; Actinopteri; Syngnathiformes; Syngnathidae
Gene: nudt1
Product: nudix (nucleoside diphosphate linked moiety X)-type motif 1
Exons: 4
Coding region: 185-655 (156 amino acids)
Biological process (GO): DNA protection
Molecular function (GO): 8-oxo-7,8-dihydroguanosine triphosphate pyrophosphatase activity
Source: RefSeq, a predicted model, not a curated record
UGGUGAAAUUCAGGUUUCGAAUCGUUUGUAUGCAGGAAUCUAAGGACAUUUGUUUUUAGUGGAUUGUAUUUCAGAGUGACACAUUCCGAGCGGGAAUGGUUCUUCCACUAUUUGUUGACUGACUUCAUGAAAUUACUUAAAAUUCGUUUUAAAAUAUUGACUGAGCAGAAACAGAAAAGGUGGGAUGCUGCGUUCCAAGUUGCUGACUCUGGUUCUGGUGCUCCAGCCUGGCAGGGUGCUACUGGGCAUGAAGAAGCGAGGAUUUGGGGUUGGGAGGUGGAACGGUUUCGGCGGCAAGGUCCAAGUUGGAGAAACUGUCGAGGAAGGAGCAAGAAGGGAACUCCUCGAAGAAAGUGGCCUCACAGUGGACAUGCUGGAAAAGGUCGGGAACAUACAAUUUGAAUUUGUCGGCGAGGCGCAGUUGCUCGACGUCCAUAUUUUUCGGGCCGAUUCGUACAAUGGAGAGCCAAUGGAAACAGAAGAAAUGAGACCGCAGUGGUUUGACUUUGACAAAAUCCCUUUUGACCAAAUGUGGCCCGACGACGAGAUGUGGUUCCCGCUGCUACUGCAGAAGAGGAAAUUUGUGGGCUACUUUCACUUCCAGGGCCACGACGUCAUCCUGAGCCACAAGCUGAACGAGGUGGAGCAGUUGUGAGAAGAUGACGGCAAACUGUGUGGGAGGUGUCACAUUCCUCAGUGCCUGCUGUUCAGAGACACAACUCAGAAGUAUUGAUGUGGAAAUUAUACUGUGUGAGAAAUUGCCACUACUAAAGAAAUUGAAUUUGAAUACUGGUAAAAUGCCCAAAAAUAGAGGAUCAAAACAUUAGAGCAGAGCAAUUAGGGAUGGGCAUAAUAAUCGAUUAAUUCAUCAGUCAACUGUAUGUAAUUUUCAUUUACCGUGAACCCUCUUGUUAUUUGCAGUUCGAGAUUGGUAAAUUUGUCAAUUUUAUUUUUGGGGAACUUUUCCUCUGUCGUUUGCUGAAAAUGUCACCUAUUCGCUAGUUUUGCACUUAGGCCAAAACAUCUCGCAUUUUAAAAUAUUGCCUUAGCGCCAUCUGGUGCUAUCUUGGGACCACGCGCCUAUGUUGAACUGAGGGAAAUAGUUUCAUUUAGUCAGACCAUAGCUUUGUCUAAUAGGGAAAAAAAACUGCUUUGACGCCAUCUUGUGGCAUAUAUAGACAAUAAGAAACCUUUUUGUGUGGGUGUCACUAGUGGUUUUUCUUAUACUCAAUACAACACUGACAGGGGUACAUAUUUUCACAACAUUCAAUGCACAUAAGUGUAGCAAAUUGCCCAUUACUAAAAGCACUCCCUAGACAGCAUGAAAAUAUGUGCCCUCAUGAAUGCUAGUGGCAUCAUGUUGUCUAAUUAAUAACAAAAGUUCAUUACUGGUUGGUUAGUAAUUGUGAUUGUGCGCAAUAUGAUAUGUAUUAUUAAUUAAUAAUAAGAGUGAUAAAAACUACAAAACAAUUAUUUUCAUUUUUCAUAUCAGCAGAUUUAUCAGUCAACUUUAAUUUGUUAUACAGUUCCAGCAAAUAUAGGUUUGUGCACUGUUGGUAAGCUGUGUAACGGUAAACAAGUGGUCCUUUUUUUUUUUUUUUUUCCCCAGGUGUAAAAUUUGUUUCACAAUAACAAGUGUUCCAAAACGGCUUCAAAACUGGAGUUGCCUGGUUUGUCUGAUUCCUACGAUACAUAUUGCACAUCUGGAGUGUUUCGUGUGGUGCCAUUCAAUAGCUCAGCUAGUGUUGUCAGUAUUGUGCAGGUAUGAGUUUAGGCACUUUGAAAUUACCUUAUGGACUAACAGCACGUGGGAGCCAUGCCAACAAUAAACAAUUGCUUAAAACAGA